Molecule: messenger RNA, 1328 nt
Organism: Telopea speciosissima
Lineage: Eukaryota; Viridiplantae; Streptophyta; Magnoliopsida; Proteales; Proteaceae
Product: protein rough sheath 2 homolog
Exons: 1
Coding region: 125-1309 (394 amino acids)
Source: RefSeq, a predicted model, not a curated record
UUCCAGACAUAUAGAAUUAUAGAUUCAUUCCAAAAGAAACAAUGGGAGCUUAAUUAGAUGGGUAUCCUUCUACCGAAUUCACCAUUGAAAGUGAAGAAAGAGGAGACGAUAUGGUUAAUAGGAGAUGAAGGAAAGGCAACGGUGGCAGCCUGAAGAAGACGCACUCCUCCGUGCCUAUGUCAAGCAAUAUGGCCCCAAAGAAUGGAACCUUGUCUCUCAACGCAUGGCCAAACCCCUUGACCGUGACGCCAAAUCCUGCCUUGAGCGCUGGAAAAACUACCUCAAACCUGGAAUCAAAAAGGGAUCUUUAACCCCUGAAGAGCAAUCCCUUGUUAUCUCUCUCCAGGCCAAGUACGGCAACAAGUGGAAGAAGAUCGCUGCUGAAGUCCCUGGCCGCACUGCCAAGCGACUUGGUAAGUGGUGGGAAGUUUUCAAAGAGAAACAGAUCAAACAGAAUAACAAAACCCAUCAACAACGCCUCUUUACUCUCGAUUCCUCUGCAAAUUCUUCAAUCCCAAGCCCUUCUUCAGCUCCAUUAACAGUCUCCCCAACAACAACCCUUCUCGCUGCUUCACCUGAACAGGGCAAAUACGAUCACAUCUUAGAGACAUUCGCAGAGAAGUACGUUCAGCCAAAGUUGCAGCUUCUUCCUUCUCUACUAAUGCCUAACCUCUCCCUCUCCGACGCACCUCCUAUGCUCUCACUCUGCGGCGGCGCCACCACCACUUCGUCGCCGUCGAUGCUUCUCCCCUGGAUGACUGUUAACUCGUCCAGUACUUCAUCCCUGUCUUCUUCCUCUUCCACAACGGCUUCUCCGUCCGUGAGUCUCUCACUUUCUCAAACUGACCUAACCAAGGUUGACUUAAUUCCACCGGAAAUCGGGCUGAAUGAGAAGCGACACCUCCCGGUUCAUCAGCUGGCUACGUUGGUUCAUUAUUGUAAGGAGCUCGAGGAAGGGAGGCAGAGUUGGUUGCAGCAUAAGAAAGAGGCCAUGUGGAGGUUGAAUCGGUUAGAGCAGCAGUUGGAGUCGGAGAAGAACAGGAAGAAGAGGGAAACAAUGGAGGAGGUAGAGGCUAAGAUCAGGUGCUUGAGAGAAGAAGAGAUGGGUUUUCUUGAUAGAAUUGAUAGGGAUUGCAGAGAACAACUUAAUGCUAUUUACAGGGAUGCAGAGGCUAAGGAAGCUAAAAUGGUGGAGAUUUGGUCACGUAAGCAUGUUAAGCUUGCUAAGCUCGUAGAACAGCAAUUGGGUUCUAUUUAUUCUUCAUCAUCCCUUCACCACCACCACCACCACCACCACCACCAUAGCUAAGGAGUAAACCAUUACUGCA